Messenger RNA from Drosophila bipectinata, 983 nucleotides. RefSeq names its product transcription factor B4 (gene Tfb4). Lineage: Eukaryota; Metazoa; Arthropoda; Insecta; Diptera; Drosophilidae. Gene Ontology annotation, biological process: nucleotide-excision repair; regulation of DNA-templated transcription. Gene Ontology annotation, cellular component: transcription factor TFIIH holo complex; transcription factor TFIIH core complex. The record is from RefSeq and is a predicted model, not a curated record.
AUCUCUGCCGAUAACGAUAAAACAAACAGCCGGCGAAUAUGGAAGCAGAGACAUCAAGCAAAGAAGCCGAGUCGAGCAUCGACCUGCUGGUCAUCGUGCUGGACACGAAUCCAUCGCAGCGUAUAGUUCGCCAGAACCCACAGAACCUGACUCAAAUCCUGGAGGCGGUGAUUGCAUUCGGAAAUGCACAUCUCAUGCAAAAGGCACAGAAUAAGCUGGCUGUGCUGUCCUGUUCCCACCAUGCCACAAAUUUCCUGUAUCCUCUGCCUCGGCGUCAAGUGGAACUUCGUCAAGUCGAUGGGCAGUACGAAGCCUUCAGUCUCGUAGAGAAGACAGUGAAGCAGCAGCUGGGCAGUAUUCUAAUGAACGCCCCACGUCUAAAUGGUCCUAGCGAGAGCCUACUGGCUGGCAGCAUGUCCAUGGCCCUUUGUUAUAUCUCCAGACUCCAGCGCAACGUGACUUCAGGCGUGAAGAUGCAUUCCCGUAUUCUGGUUUUGACGGGCAGCAAUGAGUGUGCUUCACAAUAUAUGACAUUCAUGAAUGUCUUCUUUACCGCCCAAAAGUUGGGUAUUGUGAUCGACACCUGCGCUCUAGACAAGACCCUAAGCUUGCUGCAACAGGGCUGUGAUAUCACCUCUGGCCAGUUCCUCAAAGUCACUCAGCUGGACGGCCUGCUACAGUAUCUACUCUGGGUAUUUCUUCCCGCACCGGAAAUGCGUCAUAAGCUGGUUCUACCCCCGCCUCCAAAGGUUGACUACCGAGCCUCUUGCUUCUGCCAUCGUGAGCUGAUCGACAUUGGAUAUGUCUGUUCUGUUUGCCUAUCCGUAUUCUGCAAAUACAGUCCUAUUUGCACCACUUGCCACACAAUAUUCAAGACUCCGGGACCCUUGCCUAUCAAAGGAAAAAAGAAAAAGAAAACCGAUAAGCAGUAAAGGUUCUUAACUGUUCAUCUUUAUUAAAACAUUCAGUCCACAAAUUGUUAA